AUGACGACGUCAGCAGGAGCCCCCAAGCGCCGACGGCGACUUGUUGGCGGUACCGCCGAAGAUGACGCGCCCGGUGGAGAGGAGGAAGAAGAGGGUCAAGAGAAAUUGCCUCUCGAGUCGGAGGCGCUUCUCCGUCAACUGAUUCACCAGCAGCGAUCGUCGCUCCAGCAGUACCGGAGGGAAAUCGCGGCUCUCCAGCGUCAGUUCGAAGAGCAACGGCGCGACGCAGCUGUCGCCGCGGAACGCCAGCAGGCCGUUUUGACAGUCUGGAGCGAAUUGCAAAGCGACGUUUUGAUCCUCAAGGCCCGCCUCGCUUCCCGCAUUGAUCCCAGUCUCGUCAGCAAGCUUUUAGACCAUCCGGAAUCGUCUUUGCUGGGUCCCAGCGUCUUCGGCGCAGCAGCCGACGUCCCCGUGAAGAGCGAGGCGCGCGGCGGCGAGCCGUCAGCCUCUGGGGAGACUGGCGGGGACGCGUCGCCGGCUCUCUCCUUCGAGGCUCCACUUUCGAGCGAAAGUGAGGAGUCAGACGACGAGGCUUCCGACUGCAAGGCGUCGCCGUCCUCCGCAGACGACAAAAAGAAGACUCUUGCUGAAGAGCUGCGCACGCAGCGGGAGUGGACUUCAGGGCUCCUGCGGGAUUUGGUGGCUGCGCUGGAGACAACGCGGGCUGGCGCCGGCAAAGAAGAACGGGAAAAGGAAGAAUUGGGCGGAGCCGGGACUGCGGAGUCUGCUCUCCCGGAGAAAGUGCUGUUUGCUCGCAUGCGCGGCGCGCUGCACAAGCUGCGGGAGACGGCGCGGCGGCAGCGGCGCCGAGCCCGCACGCUCGAGCGGGACUUGCGCGCCCGAAAGAAGGAGACGCUUGCGUUGAAGGUGGAGACAGAUCGCCUCCACAAGCAGCAGGCUUUGUUGAAGUACCGGUUCCGCGUUCUGUCGGGGGCCGCGCCAGAGAGUGCGGCGUCGCUCCUGAAGGCCGCGGGUUUGCGGGACGAGGCCGUCGAAGACGGGGUCGCCUCGGCCCGCUCCGCGUCGGAGACGGGUGUCUCCUCGGAGACACCUUCGGGCGCCGCGGCCGCGCCGGCGGCGCCCGGCGCGCCGCCGGCGCGAGCCUCAGCGCUUCCGUCUGGAGCGGGUUCGCAGGCGCCGUCUCCAAACGGCCCCGAGGCUGCGCGCGCCGAGGCGGGAGGGGCCCAGCUGUCCCCCGGCAGUGAAGCGGCGCAGGCGGGCGAGAAAGGCGACGGCGGGUCGGCGGGAGACAGUGUCGUGCGAGGCGGCUCAGGAGAAGCCUUUGACUUCUUGCCGCCGGCUGCGUCGCCUGAGGAGCUUCUCGAGCACCUCGAGUCGCUGCAGGUGAAACUACGGGAGCGAGAGAAGGAAAUUGCGCGCCUGCAGGAGGAGCGAACGACGCUGGAGAAGCUGGCGGCAGAAGUGAAGAUGCUGAGGACCCUGAACCACGAACUCAUUCUGCAGAGCCCACCGUACGUGGAGCUCCAGCAGCAAGCGACGAAGCUGGAAGAAGCCGUGGUGGCCCGGACAGCCGAGGUCGAUGAACUGCGCCGCGAACUCCUCCACGAGCAGAAGCACAAGGACGAGGAAUUCGAGAAGUUGCUGGCAGAGACGAAAGAGCAGGCUGACGGGCUGCUGGAGAAGGUGAAGGCGCUGACAGAUGACCUGCAGAGCGCAUGCAUCGACCGCGAGAACGCUCUCUUCGAGGGAGAGAGACUGCGGCAAGAACUGCUCCAUAGCAAGGCGUCCCAGGAAGAACAGGAGACGGUUUUCGCACAGCGCUGUGUGCAGCUGAGCAAGCUGAAGAUGCAGCACGAACAGCUGAAAAACGCGGGCAGUCAAAUGCUGCUGAGAAACGAACGCAUGCGGAAGGAAAGACAGACGCUCAUUGAGGCCGUUCGACAGAAGGAUGAACUGAUUUGCCGACUGCAGCUGCGACUCCGCACUGAGGACCGCCAGAAGCAAGACACUGCGGCCUCGCCGCCGACGAGUUCUGCGCAAGCGAGUGCCGAGACGAGCAGUUCCGCAUCGCCGACUCCGACGGACGAGAAAGCGGAGACGCCCAGUGACCCCACGCAGAACUCUUCCUCUCUCCCUGCCGGUGCCGGUUCUCCUCCGUCUUCCUCUUCUUCGUCUCCUGUGACUUCCGCUGCGGCCACGUCUCCUCGCGAGAGUCGGCGCAACUCGUUCUUGGCCAGCGGCUCUGCGUCUCUGGAGGGGCUCGAGUUGCCAGGCCUUCAGGGCGACGCGGAGACCGUCGAGAUGCAGAUGGCGAAGAUGAAACUCGACAAAGAGGCUCUGCAGAGGCGACUGGCUGACUACGACCAGCUGGUUGCGGAGAUUGCGGGACUGCGCGAGCAAUACGCGCGCGUCUCUGAGGAAGUCGAAGAAGUCAGCAAGGCGUUCGAGGAACGACAGACCUUCUGCGAGCACCUGCUGAAACAAAUCAAAGAAAAAGACGAAGCCCUGGCCGACCUCCGCAGCCGAAAUGCGAACUUCCUGCAACAGCAGCAGAUGCUCUCGCGUCUCUCGCGGCUCCACGACCAAAAGCUGUUGCUCCUGCGUCAGCAGUACGAACAGACGACGGCGAAUUCCAGAGUGUAUGCCGAGGCGUUACAGCAGGCGAAUGUUCGAGUGACACUUGCUGAUCAGCAACGCGAAGAGGCCGCCUCGCUGUACCAACAAACGCGCACAGCGCGAGACACUCUCCACAAGGAGAAAGAGGAAGCCCUCGCGAAACUCGCCACAGUCGUGGAAGCCAACAAGGUGCUCGACGCUGCAGCGCAGGAGAGCUUGUCCCGGAGAACCGCAGCAGAAAAUGACAUGCGUGAACUAGUAGACGCGAAGGUGGAGUUGGAGAAGCGAAUUGACAAACUGAAGGCUAAAGAAGAGAAACAAGACAGGAAACGCGCUCAUACUGCUGCGCUCGAGGAGUUGUCCGUUCGAGACCUUCAGCUUCUCAAAGACGAAAACGAGACCAUGCGGCGGCGUCUCGUUUGCUUCGUGUGCAAUGAGCGUUUCAAAGACCACAUAAUCAACAAAUGCGGCCACAUGUUCUGCCAAGUUUGUCUGGAGCGAAACGUGAAGACGCGGAACCGAAAGUGUCCUCACUGCAAGGCCCAAUUCGACCAAAAGGACAUCCGCAAGGUCUACCUGGACAACUAA
Molecule: messenger RNA, 3165 nt
Organism: Neospora caninum
Lineage: Eukaryota; Apicomplexa; Conoidasida; Eucoccidiorida; Sarcocystidae
Exons: 18
Coding region: 1-3165 (1054 amino acids)
Cellular component (GO): HULC complex; nucleus
Molecular function (GO): ubiquitin protein ligase activity
Source: RefSeq, a predicted model, not a curated record